This is a messenger RNA of Mytilus trossulus (common blue mussel), 1832 nucleotides long. RefSeq names its product inositol hexakisphosphate kinase 1-like. Bases 443 to 1435 code for a protein of 330 amino acids. The transcript has 5 exons. Gene Ontology annotation, molecular function: inositol hexakisphosphate kinase activity. NCBI's taxonomy places the organism in Eukaryota, Metazoa, Mollusca, Bivalvia, Mytilida, Mytilidae. The record is from RefSeq and is a predicted model, not a curated record. Gene Ontology annotation, biological process: phosphatidylinositol phosphate biosynthetic process; inositol phosphate biosynthetic process. Gene Ontology annotation, cellular component: nucleus; cytoplasm.
AAGUCAAUCAUUAUACGAUCUUUUGCAACCGUCAGAUUUACUAAUGCAUUGAUUGACUUCUUUAGAAGAUAUUGUUCUCUGAUAAGAGCGUUGUUUAACUUACACCUUGUCCGCAUUAAGACACAUUUAAGAUUAAGUACAGACUAAAAUCUUUACAUUAAGAGCCUCAACUUCUUCACGUAUCAUAAGUGAAACAGGUGAUUAUCGAAUCCAGUCAUUCAUACAUACAUAAUAUAGGCUACAUUUACUGGUACACACCUACACAACAGACUGAUAUGUCCGUCAAUGUAUAUAAAUACAUAAGUUCUAGGUCAAGCUGGUUUAUACAACCAAUAAAUAAUAUUGUUGUGUGUUUGUUUAGUUGACAAUAUUGAUUAACGGUUACAAGAAGAUUAACAUUCAUGACUGUAGCGAAAUCUGGGGAGAUAACUCUUGUUGACAAAUGGAACCAUUUUUCGCCGAAGAAUUUGAACAAAAAGUCGUGUGCCAUGCAUUCCAGCAUCAAGUUGGUGGACACAAAUGUGUACUGCAAAUAACUGAUAAUUUAAUUUGCAAGCCUUGUGAGGAAGCCGAAAGAAAUUUUUACAACAGCACUCCUGAGGAGCUUAAACCAUAUGUUCCUGGCUAUCGAGGGGAAAUUUUCGUUUACUGUGAGGGAGACGAAAGUAGGCACACAAUUUAUGCCAAAAUUCCAAGAUCUAUUCUAAGAAAUCAGCGACUAAAUGCUGGUAAAGACAGAUGCAUUGGUGACGAAAGUUGGAGUCAGUCACGUCUGAAUCAUUGUAUAGAAGGAGGGGCAUUGUGGAAGGAUAACAAAAAUGAAAAAUUCCUUAUGUUCGAUAACCUGGUGGCUGACUUUGAACGACCUUGUGCCUUAGACAUUAAAUUAUGUAGAUACUACCACGGACAAUGUGAGGACGAACAUAAAAGAAAGAAACUGGAACAAAAGAGCAACAACUCGACAAGUUUGAGUUUGGGGUUUCGGAUCUGUGGGAUGCAGGUAUAUCACCCAGAAACUGGAAAACUGGAGAAACACAACAAGUACUUUGGAAUGUCCAUAAAUGACAAUCAGGCAGUUGAAGUACUAAGAACUUUCUUUGGAAAUAGUUCUAACACAAAUCUACAUAAUAUAUCUAACACAGUUAGAAAUAUACAUACUGCAAUUUUAAAUCAAACCGACUUUGUGUUCCUUUCCAUUUCGCUUUUUUUCUUUUACGACUGUAAGAAACCCGACGUCACAUCGUCGAUACAGAAAGCGGAAGUAGACGACCAGAAUGUUCAAGCAGGUUUUAAAGUUCGUUUAAUAGAUUUCGAAAAAGCGAUCGCAAGUUCAGACAACAAAAUCCACCAGCUUCCACAACGUAUCAAAGACAACAUAAAUUAUGGAAUGGUAAACCUGGCUAACAUUAUUGACAGUUUUGUGAUAGAAAAGUGAGAAUAAGUGUAGUUUUACUGAAGUUUUUAAUUAUGCAAUAACUAUAAAAUGGCAAAUCAUGCUUUUAGUAUAGGAAACUGUAUAAACGGAUCAGUACAUUGAAACCAAUAGACAUUUGCUCCCUUUUUGUGUGAAUGAUAUACUUUCUUGAAAAAGUUAGAAAUGUAUUGGAGCCUUGUAUGUCAAUUUUAACACCGACAGCAGAAUGAGCACGGAGAGUUAAGAUAUUUGUAAAAUUCACGUUUGCGAGCGUAUGACACCUUUACAAAAAAGACACAAUAACAUCCUUCAAUGACGAAAUCGUAACCCUGAAAAUCACGUUGCUUAAGAAGAUGACAAAUCCCCGUUUUUCUUAAAUAUGAAUAAAAAUUGGCAUACGGAUAUUUGACGGUGAAAA